CAAAUGUUAUAAACAUAACCUCCAUCUUACCUUAACUUAAGAUUUUCCUAGUAAAAAUCUUAUGCGGUUUGAUUAAAUUGUUUGCUCUUGAACACAGCUCUAAGAUUAGAUCGAGCAUCAAUUAAAAAGUUUCAAUAGUGUUUCGGGGUGUCUGCAUAGCCAUUAGCCAUCACGACUUGUCCCUGAGCUGGAACUGUUGUAACUGUAUACUCUUGAAUGGUGUCCCCACUUCAGACAUUACGAGUGUGUUGGCUGACAACAAGUUCCGUAGCCUUCACUUUCUUACAAGGAUCUAAACGUGGGGCUCCUUUAUUGAACCACACAUCCUGUGUAGCAAUGUCAAGCUCAACAAACGCUUCAGGAGAAACUAAACCGAAAAUAUUUGUCACUCGCACUGACUAUCCCAAGAAUGGAAUUGAUCUUUUGCUAAAAAAGUACGAUGUAGAAAUUUACCCCAAAGAGAAGACAAUUAUAAGUAAAGAAGAGCUUAUCCUAGGAAUCAAGGGGAAAUCUGGGAUAUUUUGUAGUUUAAAUGAUAAGAUUGAUAAAGAAGUAUUAAGUGCAGCAGGUCCACAACUGCGAGUGGUAAGCACGAUGUCUGUUGGUGUGGAGCAUGUCGAUCUCAAAGAGUGUCAAAAGCUGUCUAUAAAAGUCGGCUACACCCCUAACGUUCUAACAGAGGCGACAGCAGAACUUACCAUGGCUUUACUGUUAGCUACUUCUCGUCGGCUGUUUGAGGCCAACACACAACUCCGCACUGGAGGCUGGAGCUCAUGGGCCCCAGUAUGGAUGUGUGGUCCAGCACUGAAGGGUUCCACAAUUGGACUUGUAGGCUUUGGACGGAUUGGUAGAGAAGUAGCAUACAAACUGAAGGCAUUCCAUGUUGGCAAAAUACUUUACACUGAUUCUGGUAAAUCACCGUCUGCUGAUAAAAAAGAAGCUGCUACUGAGCUGGGAGCUGAGAGGUUGGAUCUAGAACCGUUGUUGGCUGCCGCUGACUUUGUGAUUGUCACGUGUGCUCUGACUCCCCAGACACAAGGAAUGUUCAACUCACAGCGAUUUGGCCUAAUGAAACCCACAGCUAUCUUCAUCAACACUGGAAGAGGAGGAGUGGUAGACCAUGAGGCUUUGUACGAUGCUCUCAAAAACAGCAAGAUUUGGGCUGCGGGGUUGGACGUAAUGACACCAGAGCCAUUACCUACGGACCACAAACUCAUAGAGCUUCCGAACUGUGUUCUACUUCCCCAUAUCGGCAGUGCUACUUACCAGUCUCGCAUGGCAAUGAGUGAACUCACAGCAAACAACAUUAUCUGCGCCCUUGAGGGACGACCAAUGCCAGCGGAAUACCUUUGAUUACGACUAAACAUCGCUUCCUUAAACAUAAACAUUCAAUGACGUAACCAACCUAACCUCGACUGCUUGAAAUCAAAUCAAAGUGCCACCAAUGCAAAUAUUUACUAUGCUAGAUUAUUAGCACUAAGUCAUAGAUAAGCUUGAAAUGUAUUUAUUAAAUAUUUAAUACUUUAUGGAAUAGAGUUUAUACUUUGUUAAAAGUUUUAUACUCGUUAGAGAAUUGUUUUACCAAAUAUAUAACUGUU
Macrosteles quadrilineatus (aster leafhopper) is the source of this 1598-nucleotide messenger RNA. RefSeq names its product glyoxylate reductase/hydroxypyruvate reductase. The coding region runs from base 217 to 1353 and encodes 378 amino acids. NCBI's taxonomy places the organism in Eukaryota, Metazoa, Arthropoda, Insecta, Hemiptera, Cicadellidae. The record is from RefSeq and is a predicted model, not a curated record. Gene Ontology annotation, molecular function: hydroxypyruvate reductase (NADH) activity; hydroxypyruvate reductase [NAD(P)H] activity; NAD binding. The transcript has 8 exons. Gene Ontology annotation, cellular component: cytosol.